Alosa alosa (allis shad) is the source of this 840-nucleotide messenger RNA. RefSeq lists its product as uncharacterized. NCBI's taxonomy places the organism in Eukaryota, Metazoa, Chordata, Actinopteri, Clupeiformes, Clupeidae. Gene Ontology annotation, cellular component: external side of plasma membrane; membrane raft. The transcript has 3 exons. The coding region runs from base 60 to 749 and encodes 229 amino acids. Gene Ontology annotation, biological process: T cell activation; positive regulation of ERK1 and ERK2 cascade; interleukin-15-mediated signaling pathway. The record is from RefSeq and is a predicted model, not a curated record. Gene Ontology annotation, molecular function: protein tyrosine kinase binding; MHC class II protein binding.
CUCAUCACACCCUGUGUGAGGCUCAGAGCAGAGACACACCAGCUCAGAGAGCAGACGCAAUGGCAAAGCUGCACAACCCAACAGUGAGACUACUGCUGACUCUGUUGCUGCAACAGCAAGGUACCAGAGGAGACUUUAUCACUGUGUCCUCCAGUGUGAGAGAGACUGCCACUCUGCCCUGUAAGAGUGUGCUCACACAUUACCCAGACUGUUCAGCAACUACAUGGACUUACGACAGGUCUGGAAAGACUGUUGAAGCAGUCACACUUGGGAGGAUUAGAUCAGAGAACAUAUACAGAGCUGAGAGACUGACUCUGCUACCUGACUGUUCUCUCCACAUCACUGAUGUCACCACAGAGGAUAUUGGACUCUACAGAUGUUGGCAGUCCACAAAUGGAGCAUAUGGACAUGAACCGCUUACUUCAGUUUACCUCUCUGUUCUUACCAUUUACGCAAGUGAGGCUGGCAAUGAUGUUUUCCUUGACUGCAUCCUGGAAACACAUGACAACUGUCACAGGAUACUUAGUGUUGGAAAUGUUCAUCUGAGCUGGGUGGAUGAGGGAGGGGCUGAGUUGCAGAACACCAACAGCCUCCAGAUUAGUAGAGCAUCUUUCUGUGAAACCAGACUGACUGAGAAGCUCAGAGCUCCAAACCCCACUUCCACUCAGAGGACACGGAGAUGCCAUGUGACUGCAGGAGGGCAGGUUCAGACUUCUGUCUCCUACACACUUAGAGAGCCAGGUCAGUGAUUAUGUGUUUCUCUUAUGUCAGACACAUGCUCUGGUAUCACAUUCACUCUGACCUUCAACUCCACAUCCACCAGAUGGACAUCACCAACAA